Penicillium samsonianum is the source of this 2232-nucleotide messenger RNA. RefSeq lists its product as uncharacterized. The record is from RefSeq and is a predicted model, not a curated record. Gene Ontology annotation, biological process: rDNA heterochromatin formation; silent mating-type cassette heterochromatin formation; regulation of transcription by RNA polymerase II. The transcript is spliced from 3 exons. Bases 1 to 2232 code for a protein of 743 amino acids. NCBI's taxonomy places the organism in Eukaryota, Fungi, Ascomycota, Eurotiomycetes, Eurotiales, Aspergillaceae. Gene Ontology annotation, molecular function: zinc ion binding.
AUGGAAUCUCAGGACGGCACCGACACCCGCCCUAUGAGGCUAAAGGUUCUUUAUACAUUCGACUAUGAAAACAAGACCAAUUGCCUCGCCCGGUGGCCCUAUGUGCUUGACAUCCAGACUGUCUCUCUGGAUGAGAAUACUGCGGUUGGAGUGAUCGAGCUGGAAACAUGUGUUCAAGCAAUUGUCUCUGCUAGCCCCGAGCUGGUGGCUCAGCCAGGAAAAGACUAUACCGUGUACGUCUACGACUACUCCGAAUAUGAAACCCCCCUCGUUGGACAAGGCAUGCUAUCAUGGGUAUUGGCAUCUUCAUCGCCGAUACCCGAGGCAUCCGCCCACCAGUCCAAGACAUUGGUUAUUGGUCGAGUUUGCAAAAACGCUCUUGGUCUCUUCUCAAAGGAGGCCCAGGAGACGCUGGAGGUCAAAUUGCGACUGGUUCCUAUUCCAACUGUCAUGCAUAGCGGAUGCCUUGACAACAUGCACAAUUAUCGGAGAUUGAGCAAUCCCAUCCCGGGCGACGUAGAUGCACAGUCGCGGACAAACUUUGUCCGUCAAAACUCCGUCUUGCUGGAAUUCCGAACUAGUUCUCUGGUGAACCAACCUAGGACUGAGAGAUCCCACCGACACUUGAGCGAAGACUUAACGCCACGGGAGUUCCCUAUCUUCCCGCCGAAUAAGUCGGUCCACUCAAUAUCACCUUCACAAUUAUAUGUUGCUCCUAGUAGAGUGUCAAAACCAGGUGGCUCUCGAAUGCCGGUCCAGCACCUACCCCAGUCGAAGCAACGCAUUCCGCACCGUGAUAUGAUUCGUCCAUCCGCGAGUGCUUCUAUGCCAGACUGCGCUCUCCAGACUCAAGUAUCAUACAACCCUCGAACAGGGUCGAUUCAUUCUGGGUAUGACAGUGAUGGAGAGAAAUCGGUCGAGCACCAGCCAUGGAAGAGGGUCAAAGUGUACCAAAAAGAUUGGCCCGGAAGAUCAGAUAUGAACGUCGAAAGGCAACCAAGUUCGUUACGAGUAUCGGCCAACGCAGCGGCCUAUGUUAGGAUCCACCGUCCAACCCCCAUAAACCAUGCCAUUGCGGCCGACCAAUCAAGUGAAAAGUCUGUCCGUCCGCCUACCCCGAUGUCUCGACCUUCAACAAGCUUGCUGCGGGAGUCGUCCACUAGCAUUGCUUCAUGUACUACUUCAUAUACUUCCCCGUAUUGUAUCAGUGACGACAUCCCAUUCACAACCCUUACGGGUCAAUCACCAGAGUAUUCCUGUUAUCAAGGCCUCUUUGAUCAUCCCUUCACCAUGCCAUCACUACCUCCUAUCGUCGACAGCCCCUUUCCGAAUAGAUCAACUCCUGUCUCGCCUCCCAUUUCCUUGGACACUGACUCUGGCUUUGUGAGUGGAGAGUCAGAAGAACUCUUAAACAAGUGGACCGCCACCCCCCUGGGUGGCUGCAGAAGGGCCGAGUCUCGGAAUAUCACCCAAGACAAACGCUCUACUUGGACUGCAGUGCUGGCGAGUUCCCCAGCUAGUGCGAUUAGUGCGGCCCAAGGAACCUCCAAUGAUCCGCUUCCAGCCAGUAACACUCCAAAUGAGCAGACUUCAAAGGGGGCGCAAACACCGCUGCCUCGUCCUGCCACAUCGGCAGGGUCAAGACCUUCUUCAAGCGCCGGUGCAUGCUUGGCGCCAAAACCUCCGGGGCCAGCUAUUUCGCAAAGCGAUGUCCCAAAAUUGAUGACCGCAAACCCUGCCAGUGACCCAACCGUGCCUUACCAUCCCGUGAUUGUCAACUUUUUGCCGUGUACAACUGGUAUUACCAAACGGCCAAAGCAGGUGCAGACGAGCUUGGACCAAGCCAUUCGAGAAGGGCAAGUCCCGCCGUAUUGCGAAAAUUGUGGUUCAAUCGAAACACCCACCUGGCGCCGAGCGUCGUCGAAAACGAUUGAGGGCAGCGAGAAGAUUGCAGAAGAGAUGAUGCGGAAUACCAGCAUGCUUUUCUGGUUGGCUUUGGAACGCAACACAGAAGGUGAAGUGCGAAAAUUCAUUAUAUAUAAGAAGGGUCUUGGGGAGACCGUUAAUGGGUGGAUCCAAAUGCUUUUCUGCAAUCCUUGUGGUCUGUGGCUCUAUAAGGCCAAGAGCAUGCGCCCAGUAAAUAGAUGGAACAAGCCAGUAUUAGAGGAAAAGAGAAUACGCCCCUUGAGGAACCGCAAGAAUGGCCCGCUCAAUCCCUGCCCUGCUACCUGA